GGGUAGGUUUUGGCGGUCAUAUAAGUCAAAGUGAAUGGUCACAUUUGACCUGGCACUUAUGUAUUAUCUAUAUAUACAUAUGUAUAUAACGUUCAGGCGCUAACUUUAGAUCACAUUCACAUACAACAUUUACUGAACAUGAUCAGAGAGGGUAAAGACUUCCCAGAGUUGUUGGUUUAACAGAUGCAUGUAUCACCAUGGGGUGUAUGUAUUCCAGUGCGGAUAGAUCCGACAGAAGUUCUAGAACAUUCCGUGUCUACAAUGUGGAUGAAAAUGGAGAUGAGUUGAAUUCUGGCAAAAUUGAAGUUACAGAUGUAGACUUGAUUCUACAUCAGAAAGGAAAAGAUCCCAUUCAUUGGCCGUUACGGUGCCUGAGGCGAUAUGGAUGUGAUCAAGAGUUAUUCUCCUUUGAAAGCGGCAGACGUUGUCCCACAGGUCCAGGUAUAUAUGCAUUCAAAUGCCGCAGGGCCGAGUCCCUGUUUGCUGCAGUACAGGGGUGUAUUCAAAGGGCCGGACAACAGGAUGAGCUAGGGGCAAACCAGGCAUUCGACCAUAACAUUCACAGCAGUCGGCCAUCGUCUGUUAUAGAAAUGCAGCAAGUCAAUGGAUUUGUCGUACAGCCAGGAACUGUACAAACGAAUGCUUUGACGAGAGACAUCAACUAUAUAAACGUUGACACGACUGUCGAUGCCGAUCAUCAGUAUGUGAACGUGAACACUGGUGGCGCAAAUGGUACUCGACAGCGUAGUUUGCCCAAUGGCGGAAUGGAUAGUGUGAAUGCAGAAUCGGUACUCAUUGAUUUCUUACACAAUCCUAAGCUUCAGCAAGACAGUGACUAUAACAGAAAUUCAGCAGGUUUACAGUAUAUCAGACUCGAUUUAGCAGAAAGUGCAGAAGAUGAAUGUGAUGAAGCCAGUGUCAUGCCUAGUCAAAAUGUCAACCGCCCAAGGAUACAGUCAGAGCCUGAUGUGGACGGGGGUGAUGAUCACGGUCUGCCAAAUAUUGAGCUAGACGAGACAAUAAACGGUGACGUGUUCGAUGACGCGCCUUUUGAUGGCGCAAAUCAACCCGAUUACAUGAAUGUGACCGCAGAUGGAAUUAGAGUAAGCAAUGGAAAUCCAGUCCGUCAGUCAAAAAAUGCAGAUCACAACUAUUUGAAUAUCUCGCAUCCGAUUUCCACAUCCAACGGUAGCAGUGUGCCAUCUUGUGCCCCACCUGUACAGGGACCUGGUCGUCUCAACUACAUAGAAGUGGCGAACCUGACAAACGGCACGGGUUCAACCACUCCUACGUCCCCUGUGUCGUACAACUCGUACCCUGUAGAAUCACCCAGCAAAAGGACAGACAGUUACACCGUGAUCGACUUUGCCAAGACUCAGGCACUGUCCAACUCGUCUCGUGUGAUGAGUGACGCUGCAGGGGAGGGAAUUCGUAAGACGCGCCACAACAGCACGAUCACCAGCUAGUGGGUAAAGCUGGUGCUCAUUAUUAUUUAUGGAUGUGAUUAAUCAUAUAUAUAUAUAUAUAUAUAUAUAGAUGUUGGUGAAACUUAUAUAAAGUACUGUAUACAGGUUUGGUCCAAUUGUAAUUUAUGUAUAUGUGCAUACAUGUUCCUCUUGUUAUAUACUCUUAUAUAGUACGUAUUACAAAUACACAGAUGUAUAUGUUUGCAUAUGACUACAAAGGAAUUUAACGCUUGCAAUUGUAAGGCAUGCAUAUGUCACUGCCUGAGAGGGGCAAUAUAUAUGCUGUUAUAUACCUGAUAUAUAAUAUUUAAAAUACAGCUAAAAUGUUAAGUGUCACAAUAUAACGUAAACAUUUCAUCAACGUAUUUUCCUACCAGUAUUGUCUGAUAAUUAUAAUGUACGGAAAUAUUUGUGCUCCAUGCGUCUCGUCCUUUUUUCUGCAGCUAAUUAAGUUGUCUUUGUUAUUUUUUAAGAUACAUGCACAUUUUUCAUUACCAAAAUUAUGUUUUACUAAAAUUUUAAAUAAUAGCGCUGUUAAUUGAAUAUGCCCAGUAGUAGCGUCCAAUGGAGGUACCGUCACAUACAAAGAUUAUUUUAUUUAAUUAGUAUCUAUUUAAUGAUGAAAUGUUUGUAACUGCUAAUUAUAUAACAACUUUAAAUGUACCUUGAGCUUUAAGUUCUCUAUCAUUGUUUUAUCUUAUAUAAUAAUUUUAAAGUACAAACAUAACUAAGUUUGAACAGUAUAUAUUAUAUCACUUAUGUAAGCUUUGGAGCGCUGAGUGCUGAUCAGUGAUAAGUCUAGAAUUCUGAUUGGCUGUUUUGAUUCGGAGUUCUGAUUGGCCAUUCUUGUUCCGAGUUCUGAUUGGCUAGCGCUGUUUGAGUUUGAAUAAUAAUGUGAAUCUAUACUUGCUUCUUAAAACAGAUGCAUCAUAUAUAAUCCAGUAUACAUACAUGUAUGUAUUAUGAAUGGUUCAAUUUGAAAUUACAAUUGUAUACAAAUGAAGCUGUUCAUAAGUCAAAAAAUGUCUGAUCAAUGAUAAAUAUAAACUUUGGUAUAAAAUCUUAAUUAAUGUACAAUCUAGAUUUUUUUUUAUUAUCAAAAGAUCAAUUCAUAUUCUUUUAUAUAGACUUGGUGUGAUUCUGUAAAAAUUGAUUUUGAAUUUUCAUAGUCAUUGAUUUUAACAGUCACAUGACUUUUAUCCAUUGUCAUGUGACCGAAGAUUCUGUGAAAUCCCAAAUAAACAACAUUAAUAUAUUACAGACCUUACAAUUAAAACAAUGUGUUGCUCCUAAGCUAAAUAAAAAUCACUUAAAUUUUGUAGUUUACCCAUAUAUAUACACAUUCAAAUUCGGUGUAUUUCAUUCAGAUAUGUAAACCUAAACACAGUCAUCAGAAAAGUGGUUAAGAUUGCUUAUAUAAUUAGUUGGUUAGAGUGCCGGCCAUGUAUCCUCAGGUGAAGAUCCGAAGUGCCUGGUUCGAUGCUCCCUACCUGUGUCAGUUUGUGUUCAAAUUUAUGGAUGCUGAGCACAAACAGACCGGUCUGUGCUGUCGUGGUUGUGUCCUUAGGCAAGACACUUUACCCUUAUUUCUCUGUAUGGCAUGUGACAGACCUCCAGCUGUAUGUUGUUCAGUGAGGUAGUCACCAACUACUACAAGGGGACCCUGCUACAAAAUGACCCUGGCUGUUCAUGGGCAGCAAACAAACAUAUUUUAAGCAACAAUGUCUAAGAUCACCUUCCAAUUAAUCAAUUAAUGUCAUGUUUAUUAAUUCAGCAAAGAAAGCCAUUUUGCGUAAAAUUAUUAAUAAUUAUGCUUUUGUUUAAAAAAAAAAAAUCAAAAUAAAUUUUAAUACCAACUUUAUAUGUUAUACCACCUUCAUAUGUAAAUUAUUUGGAAUUUGGAUUGUUAUUGAUUAAUUUGAUAAUUAGCUUCAGUGGUAUUUUGUUGAUAGCCAAAGCGAUGGAUAACAUUUCUCCAUGUGUAGAUGAAAUCAUAUAAAUACUUUUGAAGAUUUUAUGAAAUCUACAACACAUGCUAAUUAUUACAGAUGUUUAAAAGUCAGGUAUUUUAAUUUUUUUUUUUUUUAAUUUCAGAUAGUAUAUUGAGACCUAUUAGCAAAAAUACCACAAUGUGUAAAUUUGAUUUACACGAGACCUAUUAUCAAAAAUACCACAAUGUGUAAAUUUGAUUUCCACCAACAGCCACAAAUACUGGAUUUCUACCUCUCCCUCAUGCAUGCUCAUAUCUACACUCAAGGACGUAAAACUUGUGUAUUCAAAAAUGUAAAGAAAACAACAUAGCCUUGUGCAUUGUUAUAGAAUUUAUAAACAUUCAUUUUCAACCAGAUACAAUUUUAAAGUGUUUAGCUUGUAGAAGCUGCCAGCUGACAUUUAAAAAUGGUGGUAUAGAAAUGUUUUGACAUUUUCAAGUAGCUUGUCAUUAAUUUUCUUCCAUAUAUAGUAGCUCUCGCUCUCUUGUUCAUGGUAGAGUUAUUAUAUAAUAUACAUGUAAAUUCGCUCGUACUUUUAAUGCACGCUGUUAGGGAAAUGAAAAUUUAGAAUUAUUUUGACAUUUUCAAAUAUCUUGUCAUUAAUUUGCUUCCAUAAGGAGCUAGCACUGUUGUUCACGGUAGGUUAAUUAUAUAAAUUACAUGAAUAAAACGUUGUGCCAGCUGGACACAGCUACACUGUGUGUACACCACACCUACUGCUGUUAUUUAGCAGUACAUCCUGGUACAAUAUAUAAAUAUAUUAUCAGGUAUUCUCUAGGAAUGUACAGAUUUUUUUGGUAUUUUUCGCAGCAUUAUUUAAUUAGAUGUCUGAUAUUCAUUUACUUGUCUGUGCAAGCUCUAGAUAUCAAAGUAAAAAAGAUCAACAUAGCGGAGGGUAUUAUCGUAAAUGUCCAUGUUUCAUUCUGACAGAAUGUCAAUUUCAUUUGUCUUUUGAGCACAUUUGCAUGGUAUACGUAUAGGCCAUGCAGCGCCAAUUUGGCUUCUUCAUUGUUUAUUCAAAAAUUGUAAACAUAUUAUUGACCUCUGUCAUUAUAAACAUGAUUUAACUUGAAUUAUUUUUUCAAACUUCAUAGACUUCCUGUACUGGCAAAUUAUGAUGGUAUAUACUUCAUGAAAUUCAAGAAAACAGAUUUUGAAAUAUAUAGUAUUUGAGGUGAUCUUGACAUUUGGAGUUAGGGGAUAUGGUAUAUCAUUAAAAUGAUCUAUUGGAAUUUCUUGGAGAUUUUAUUUCCUAUCGGUAUUUUAAUUUUACACUGAAAAGUUAUUAGAAUGAAAAUAUUCUGUUGGCAUUUUAAUAAUAAUUCAUCUGAAAAUAAGUUUGACCUUUAGCCAACUUCCUCUGUAUAGAAGUUUUGCCUCAAGAGUCAUUGUUGAUCAUGAAAUGUUGAUUAAAAUGAGGAAAAUAUCCCAUCCAAGGCCAUAGGCACAUAUUCCUAUGCAUAAGUAGCUAACAGACAGAGUGAAAUAAAGGGAGGUAACUCCAAUAGAUCGGAAUGGGUCAUGGUGACCAAAUUGAACUGCCUGAAAUCAGCAUAAUUUCUGUGUAAUGUACAUAUACAUCUAAAAUGUUUAUGUAGACAACCGCAUUAAUUAACAUAAAUAAAUGUUCCUUCAUAUGUGAAAUUAUAUAAACUUGCUAUAGAAGUGUGUACAUGUGUUAUUCAUAGUAAACAAAAAUCUACAGUAUGUCUGUGUUACUAGGGCCAUUGGUUCCAGUACAUAUUUGUAAACAAGCAAUUAAGCAUUAUCCUUGUAUAUAUAUAUAUUUGUAUGUAUAUAUAUAGUGAUAAAUAUUACUGUGCACUAGUUAUAUAUCGAGCAUAACUCAUUGUAUUUCCUGUGAAACAACAGAUAUAGAAAAAUAUAUAUGUCGAUAUAUAUUGUGCAGUUUUCCUCCACUCAUGUUAUGUUAAUAAUCAUAAGCAUUAAUUAAUAAAAGAAGAGCAGUUUAAUUAAUAAUUACUCAUAAACUGGUUCAGUGUGUAUGUAAUAUGUAAACAUAUUCAUGAUAUAUAUAUAUUUAUAAUGGCUGUUUCAUGAGAAUCAAAGUGAAAUCCUUAUUGAUGUGCUAUGAUUUCAGUAUUUUGUGUUUUUAUUAACAGUUUUCUCAACUCUUAUUUUUUUAAUUUCUUGUUCCCAAUCGCUAAGAAAGUAAAUUUAUUUUUAACACAGAUUAGAAAUCAUCAAUUGUCGGCCAGUAUUUAUAUAACAUGUUUGCCUGUGCUUGUCAAUUCAAGAUUUAAAGUUAAGAAAAAUAGGGAAAGUGUUUCGUUUUGUUUUUACAGAUCUAUGUAAUAAAGGUAUUGUAGACAAAACAUAUAUAUAAAUUAUGUAAAUGAUAUUCAAAUUCAUUGUUAAUAUGUUAAUUAUAGGGUGGGCAGGUGUGUUAUUCCUAUACUAUAUUUGUCCUAAUAAGCGUACCUGUAUAGGUGUUUCAGACAAGAAAAUGAAAUUAGAGUACAUUGGAAUAAAAGAUCGGGUAAAAAUAGGGUGAACAACACCAAAAUAGAGUCAAAAUUUCCUGAAAAAAAGUGCAGGUGCUCUGUUAGUCACUUGGCUUGCAAGUGCAUCUCCACAUUUUUUUUUUCAGAAAAAUAGGAUGGAUGUGAUAAUUGACAAGUUUCUUCUAAAUGAUCUUUUUGAUAAAACCUUCAGUCUUUUCACCAAAGACUCUGGAUUGUUUUACUACAUAAAGAAAUUUGUGCUGUGCUCCCUAAUGAAAAAAAAAAA
Messenger RNA from Pecten maximus, 6208 nucleotides. RefSeq names its product fibroblast growth factor receptor substrate 2-like. Gene Ontology annotation, biological process: cell surface receptor protein tyrosine kinase signaling pathway. The coding region runs from base 198 to 1466 and encodes 422 amino acids. The record is from RefSeq and is a predicted model, not a curated record. The transcript has 2 exons. Gene Ontology annotation, cellular component: cytoplasm. NCBI's taxonomy places the organism in Eukaryota, Metazoa, Mollusca, Bivalvia, Pectinida, Pectinidae.